Messenger RNA from Cryphonectria parasitica EP155, 2049 nucleotides. RefSeq lists its product as uncharacterized. Gene Ontology annotation, cellular component: nucleus; Ku70:Ku80 complex. Gene Ontology annotation, molecular function: telomeric repeat DNA binding; double-stranded DNA binding; damaged DNA binding. NCBI's taxonomy places the organism in Eukaryota, Fungi, Ascomycota, Sordariomycetes, Diaporthales, Cryphonectriaceae. The record is from RefSeq and is a predicted model, not a curated record. The transcript is spliced from 5 exons. The coding region runs from base 1 to 2049 and encodes 682 amino acids. Gene Ontology annotation, biological process: DNA recombination; telomere maintenance; double-strand break repair via nonhomologous end joining.
AUGGCGGACAAGGAGGCAAGCGUUUACAUCGUUGACGUCGGCUCGUCCAUGGCCAACUGCAACAACGGCCGAACCGAAUCUGACCUCGACUGGAGCAUGCGUUUCGUUUGGGACAAAAUUGCCACCACCGCUCAGUCCAAACGAAAGACGUGGUGCGUCGGUGUGGUUGGCCUCCGAACAGAUGUGACUGAGAAUCAGUACGUUGACAACGAAGGCUACGAGAAUAUCUGCGUUUUCAAGGAACUUGGUCCGGUGUCCUUGCAAGACAUGCAGCAGCUGAAAACGCACAUAAAGCCGAGUCAGACUGUCAAUGGUGAUGCAAUGUCCGCCGUUGUCGUCGCUUCUGAGAUGAUCGUUGCCUUCACCAAGCAAAACAAAUGGGACCGCAAAGUCUAUCUGGUCACUGACGGCAUGGGUGCCAUCGACGAUGAUGGUAUUGAUGACAUUGCAAACCGGCUGAACGACAUUGGAAUUGCAUUCACAAUAAUGCAAGUAGGCGUGGAUUUCGAUGAUCCAGAGUAUGGAUUCAAGGAGGAAGAUAAGUCGUCGCUCAAGGCGUCCAAUGAGCGCACUCUGAAGGCUUUUGUGGACAAGUGUGAUCGUGGUGUUUUCGCUACGAUGGCUGAGGCCAUAGAAGGCCUUGCCAUACCCAAACCCCGGUUCACGAAACUCGUCCGGAGUUAUGAUGGGCCAUUAACCCUUGGAGAUCCCGAGAACUUCCCCAGUGCCAUCAAAACAUAUGUCGAUAGAUGGCCUGUUACCAAAAAGAGCAGCGCAGAGUCUGCCACGACUGUGGUCUUGAAAUCGGGCUCUCUCGACACACAGUCAACGAUGACCUUGGAUCACGAGAUGGAAGGAUUUGAAAACGGCGGUCCGUCGUUGAGCUCGGUCAAGCAGCAUCGAACUUACAAAGUCAACGACCCAGGCGCACCAGGCGGAAAGAGGGAUGUCGAGUUUGAGACCUUGGCCAAGGGCUAUACAUACGGCAGCACCGCCAUCCACGUUGCGGAGGCUGAAUGGGACAUCACCAAGCUAGACACCACUAAAGGAUUCUCCAUCAUCGGAUUCAUCGCAAACGAGAAAGUUGAGCCUUUUAUGGCCAUGGCGGAAACCAGUGUCACAGUUGCCAAGCCGUUUGACGAGACAUCCCAAGUGGCCCUCUCGGCUCUCAUUCAUGCUCUCCAUGAGCUGGAGCACUGCGCGGUCGCAAGGCUUGUCGUAAAGGACGGGAAAGACCCAGUGAUCCUCCUCUUGAAACCAUGUGUCGACGUGGACAUCGAGUGCCUCUACGACGUGCCUCUCCCCUUUGCGGAAGAUACACGACAGUACCGAUUCCCUCCUCUGGACAAGGUCAUCACCAUCACCGGCAAGACCCUGACUGAGCACCGCUUCCUCCCUGAUAAAAAUCUUAAACGAGCUAUGAGCGACUUUGUUGAUGCUAUGGAUAUCUCGGAGUUCGGCCGGGACGAUGACGGAAAUUCGGCCGAAUACGCGCCUCUGGAUGACUUGUACUCGCCAAUCAUCCAUCGCGUGAACCAGGCCAUCCGAGCUCGCGCUGUCGAUGAGCAGGGUGCUGUCGAGCCCAUUCCGCCAGUGUUGCUAAAGUACUCGCGACCCCCUGAGAAACUGUUGAAAAGAGCCAAUCCAGAAAUCGAGGCUCUCAUUGAGGCAGCCGAUGUCAAGAAAGUGAACACGGACGAGGCCAUCGAGACCGCUAUGAAAGACAUGGCACAAAUCGUCUUUUCUUUGAUCAAGGAGAGUUUUGGCGACCGCAACUACGACCAAGCACUUGAGAACAUCGGUGUGAUGAGGGAGCAGAUGGUCGGCCUUGAGUCGCCGAAGCUGUACAACAGCUUCCUGGAGGAGCUCAAGAGCAAAGUCAACUCCAAGGCACUUGGAGGUGAUCGCCGGGACAUGUGGGCCAAAAUCCGUUGGUCGGGACGGCUUGGGCUCAUCACCAGAGACCAGUCUGAAACCUCCGAUGUGACAAAGGAGGAUGCAUCUAAUGUGAGAUCUACUUCUUUUGUGGUUUUUGACGAGCACAGCUAA